This is a messenger RNA of Arvicanthis niloticus (Nile rat), 1955 nucleotides long. RefSeq names its product coiled-coil domain containing 159 (gene Ccdc159). NCBI's taxonomy places the organism in Eukaryota, Metazoa, Chordata, Mammalia, Rodentia, Muridae. The record is from RefSeq and is a predicted model, not a curated record.
CCCGCGUUUUCCAACGAUGGUGUCCCCAGGGGAUCAAAACUUCAGCGUCACAGCUGGGACUGGCUUCGUGGUCCCUGAUGGGAGAGCAUGAACAGUGACCCUCUUUUGGCUGGCCUAUCCCGGGACUCUGACUACUGUUUCUCUCAUCUCUGCUCGUCUCCCUCACUCUCCAUCACACCUUGGCCUGCUAAGGAGAGGGGGUCCUCCGCAGACAAGGCUUUGGACUGUAUGACCCACUGGUCCAGGACCUUGGAGCCUGAGAUUGUGAACACUGCUUCUGAACAAGCAGUGAAGUCUCUGGCCUGGCAGAAGGAGUGGGAGUCAGAACUUCAGUCUCAUGAGGCUACAUCCUAUUCCAACUCAGACUUGAGCAAGGAUGAAUAUCAUGACCAGGACCUUGUGAAGAGGAAUCACAGCAUAGCCAAGAAGUCCCUGGAGCCCAGCUCUUCCAAAAUUAAAGUUAAGAACACCAUGCUAAUUCCUGACUCUCAGAAGCUCUUGCGAUGUGAACUGGAGUCUCUCAGGACCCAGUUGCAGGCUCAGAGCAAGGCUUUCGAGUUCCUGAACCACUCUGUGACCAUGCUGGAGAAGGAGAGCUGUCUACAACAGAUCAAGAUCCAGCAGCUUGAAGAAGUGCUGAACCCCACGAGCCGCCAAGGAGAGAAAGAUGGCCGUAAGUGGAGCACAGAGCAGGGCCAACAGGAGCUGUAUGGGGCUCUGGCUCAAGGCCUGCGGGAGUUGCAGAAGACACUGAAGGAAGGUGAGGAGCUGCAACGGGCCCGUACCACUCGCUGCCUGCAGCUGUUGGCCCAGGAGAUCCGGGACAGCAAGAAGUUCUUGUGGGAAGAACUGGAGCUGGUGCGGGAAGAGGUGACUUUCAUCUAUCAGAAGCUCCAGGACCAGGAGGAUGAGAUCUCAGAGAAUCUCCUGAAUAUCCAGAAGAUGCAAAAAACACAAGUGAAGUGCCGCAAGGUUCUUACCAAGAUGAAGCAGCAGGCAUUUGACUCAUCCUCAUGGCCAGAGGCUGAAGGGGUGCCCGCAGAAGGCAGUGGUUGCUGUAAGGAUGACCUCCAGAAGGAGCUGAGUGACAUAUGGUCUGCUGUUCACAGUCUGCAGAGCUCCAUCGACUGCCUUGCUUUGUCCAUGGGCACCAGACCCAGGGCCUCCAAUCUCAGGGGCCAGAAAGGACACCAGUGCCAAAGUUCUCAGUGCCCCUCCUGGGACUCCGAUUCUGACUGGGAGAGACCUUUCAGCAAGAGUGGAUCCUACCCUCCCGGUACAGACCCUACUCAGCCCCUCUCUAUCCCUUACCAUCUGGCCCACUUGUGAGUCCCUCAGUGUGUAGGCCUUGAGGCUGGCACUCUAUCUGGGCAUUUGGUCCCUGGCUGGCAACCCUGAGUUUUCCUGGUUCAAACCAGACCACGACCUACCUUCUUUCCCCAUAGCUUGAGCAGCUGGGACUGCUUGCCCUGAAGACCCCUCCAGAGAGAAAAUAAACUAGCUGAGAUCUUCCUCCACCCUGGACUUUUGCACCUGCUGGUUCAAGAGUCUGGGGUCCUCUCCAUGCCAACCCCAGAUAACUCUGUUAUCUCAAAGGAUGCAGAGACUGGGCACUUUUGAGGAUGUGUGAGCAGUGAGACAAGAUUUAGGGUGGGUUAGUUGGGUAUGUGAUCCAAGGACUUGGGAGGUAGGUGGAAAUAGGCAUAUCACUUUAAAGUUAACACAGGUCUCCUGAGCUACAGGAGACCUUGUCUUAAAAACAAAGAAGUGGACCAAGCAAAUGGCUCACUGGGUAAAGGCACUCGCCGUCAAGUCUGAUGACCUGAGUUUGAUCCCAGGGACCCUCACUGUGGUAGAGAACUGAUUCAUGCAAGUUGUUCUCCAACCUAUAAACACACACUGGCAUACAUCCUGAUAAAUAAAUGUAAUUUAAAAAAAUUUAAGACAGGAUUUCU